CCCGGCACGAGCCCUCACCAACCCCGAUGGUACUGCUCCUGAUUCAAUACCAAUUUGGAAUAAAUGAACUCCGUCUGAGAUCCGGUGUGAAUUUUAACCAGCGAGACGAGCGCGUGGACGGCUGAAAUGGUGUGCAAUGGGAUCAGGCUCUCGGCAUCUGCUUUAUUAGUCCCACUUUUGACUGCUUUGAAGUGAAACCUGUGAGGAGCCUCCAAAACGACACGACAUUCUGGUGGUGUUUUCCUGUGACACCAGUGGGAGUCGCCUGCCUCCACUUUGACUCUCUACGGUUGAGGAUGCUGAUGUGAAACCUGCAAUGAACACCUGGGCUUGAUAUCAGGACCUAGAAGCGGAUCAACAAUGGAGCGGCUGGUUCUGUGCGUGCUGCUCUGUGCGGCUCUGGUGGAGGGAUACAGCUGCCCAGGCCGUUGCAUCUGCCAGCACGUCUCCCCCACUCUGACUCUCCUCUGCGCUAAGAACGGCCUGCUGUUUGUCCCCCCCACCAUCGACCGUAAGACCGUGGAGCUGCGACUCACCGACAACUUCAUCACCAUCAUCCGCAGGAAAGACUUUUACAACAUGACCAGCUUGGUCCACCUCACUUUGUCUCGCAACACUAUCAGCCAGAUCACCCCCCAAGCCUUCCUCGGCCUGCGGUCUUUGCGGGCUCUGCACAUGGACGGAAACCGCCUAAGUGUGAUAAAGAGUGACCACUUUAAAGGCCUCAUCAACCUGCGGCACCUCAUCCUCGGGAACAACCAGAUCCACCAAGUUGCUCUGAACUCCUUCGAUGAGUUUGUGUCCACUAUUGAAGACUUGGAUCUGUCCAACAACAACCUGCGCACGCUUCCUUGGGAGGCCAUAGCCAGGAUGACCAACAUUAACACGCUCACCCUGGACCACAACCUGAUUGACCACAUUGGAGCGGGAACGUUUACGCUGCUCACCAAGCUGGUCCGCCUGGACAUGACCUCCAACAGGCUGCAGAAGCUGCCACCAGACAGCCUGUUCCAGCACGCUCAGGUGCUGUCCGACACCAAGGGCUCCAGCUCAUCCACUCUGGCUGUGAGCUUCGGAGGUAACCCGCUUCACUGUAACUGUGAGCUGCUGUGGCUGCGCAGGCUGACGAGAGAGGAUGACCUGGAGACCUGUGCCUCACCGGAGCACCUCAUGGACAAAUACUUCUGGUCCAUCCAAGAAGAGGAGUUUAUCUGUGAGCCACCACUGAUCACCAAACAUCUCUCCAUGAAGCCCUACGUGAUGGAAGGGCAAGGAGUAACUCUCAAAUGCAAAGCCGUGGGGGAUCCAGAUCCCGAUAUUCACUGGAGGUCUCCAGAUGGCAAGCUGGUGCACAAUAACUCGCGCACCAUCCUGUAUGAUAAUGGCACCCUUGAUAUUCUCAUCACCACGCUGAAGGACAGUGGGGCUUUUAAUUGUGUUGCCUCCAAUGCCGCAGGCAUCGCCACAGCUGCUGUUGAGAUCAACAUGAUCCCCUUACCCUUGUUUGUGAACAACACAGGCCACAUGCGCGAGGACCCCGGUCUCUCAGACAUUACCACCUCCUCCAAAUCUGGCAACGACACCAAGGGCUACGACAAGCAGGACAGAAGGGUGAUGGUCUCCGAGCUGACCUCGUCCUCCACUGUGAUCCGCUGGCCGUCUGAGCGCCACAUCCCCGGCAUCAGAAUGUACCAGAUCCAGUACAACAGCACGGCAGAUGACACUUUGGUGUACAGAAUGAUCCCAUCUACCAGCAAGAACUUCUUAAUCAAUGAUCUGGCUGCAGGGCGGGAGUAUGACCUUUGCGUGCUGGCGGUUUACGACGACGGCAUCACAUCACUAACGGCUACACGUGUGGUCGGAUGUGUGCAGUUCACAGCCAACGAGGUCAGCCAGUGCCGCUUCAUGCACAGCCAGUUCCUGGGAGGCACCAUGAUCAUCAUUAUUGGUGGUAUAAUUGUUGCUUCUGUGCUGGUUUUCAUCAUCAUCCUGAUGAUCCGUUACAAGGCCUAUGGCAGCCCAGAGGACGGAAAGACCAAGGUCAGCUCCAGCAUGCACUCGCAGACCAACGGCAGCCAGCAGCAGCUGCAGCGCUCUACCUCCAAGCAGCCCUCCGACGAGGGCCAGCGCGAGGCUGGGGCACCUAAAGAGUGCAUGGCACUGGUUCUGCGGAUGGACAACGAGAAGAGGGAGAAUCCAGGAGCUACCACUGCCAUCCUGGAGGUGGAGCUGCCUCAGUUGAAUGUAGACAAGAUGAAAAGGAGAACCAGCCUGGACGCACAGUGCUCCGGCCCUCCGUCUGAGGACACGCAGACAGACAGUAGCCUCACAGGCUCCACCAUGUCCUUGUGUCUCAUAGGCCCCAAUGCUGGCACCAAGGAGGCUCCCAGGCUCAAAGACAAGAAAAGUACCCUGGCCAACAUGGGAUUGCUCCCUAAUGAGCUGGCACGAACUAGGCACAGGUUUUCAUUUGACGGAGGGGAUUACUCCAUUUUUCAGAGUCAUAGUUACCCCCGCAGAGCGAGGACGAGGUGGCACAAGUCCACCAACCAGCUCAACAUGGAGUCGUCGCCACUCGCCAACAGGAGAGUUACGUUCAGCAGCACUGAGUGGAUGCUUGAGAGCACAGUGUGAGGGGAAACAAAAAAAACCCUAACACAUGUACAAACAAAAAUAUGACAUGCCACAUUACGCACACUUUUCUCUUGCGCACAGCAAUUGAUGACCACAAGCACAUUUUACUUACACAUGCAAACUUUCUGAGAGUUGCUGGAGAAGAAAACAGUCUCCUAUCAUCCUGCCUCCCCAUCAUACUCCCAGAGAGGUUUUUUGGCCAUGUCCUUUCUUUAUGCAGCAGUGCCUUAUUCUGAGAAAAUGUACGAAUGGAGGAUGCUGCUCACUGUAGUCAUAAACCUUCCUCUCCAUCAUUGCCUCCCACACAGAGGAUGGGAAGCGUUUCUUUGGAUUGUUUUGUUUUUUAUUUCUCCUUGUUUUCUCUUGACAUGCCAGGGGGAUGUCGCGUUUGGAUGUGACUGUUUAAUUGUUCCAACAACAACGACAAAAAAGAAACACAAAAAAAAUAAAUCAUCAUAACUGUAAAGUGAACAGCCAGGUAUCCUGUUAUGUCAAUCAUGUUUUUGGUUCUUUCAACAAAAAAAGAAAAAAAAAACUUUUGCACAGAAGACACGAGAUACAAGGACAAGUAUCACCACCAGUCUAUACAAUAAUAAUAAUGAAAAAAGAGAACAAGAUUUUACACAUGCCGAUUUCUAAUGUUAGCAUAGAGAGGACGGACCUGGAAACAAAGUAAGGAUUCCUCUUUGAUGGUCGGACUGUAUGAUGUUAAAUAGGUAUUAUUCCAGAUGUGACUGUAUAUUAAUCGGUACUGUAUCUGGCUGGUCUAGAUAAAAAGACAACAAACAAAAAAGACAUAUAUAAGUAUAUAAAACAUUGGUGUAUGUGUACUAACUAUGUAAGUAAGUAAGUCAUAUGUCACAUGACUUUUUACAAAGCAUUUGGGUGUUGGCUGCAAGUUUUUACAUUAAAAACCUGUGUCAUCACACCUCUCCCUAUUUAGUAUGUCAAAGUUUGGACCAUUUAUCCCCUCACGAAGGGUAUUAAAUUUUUUUGUGUGGGUUAACUGUA
Messenger RNA from Labrus bergylta (ballan wrasse), 3645 nucleotides. It is a transcript of the gene lrfn1, whose product is annotated as leucine rich repeat and fibronectin type III domain containing 1. The record is from RefSeq and is a predicted model, not a curated record. NCBI's taxonomy places the organism in Eukaryota, Metazoa, Chordata, Actinopteri, Labriformes, Labridae. Gene Ontology annotation, molecular function: protein binding.